GGGACGACCUCGUUUUAACGACUCAUUCGUGGAAACAAAGAUGGCGUUCGGACUUUACAGUUUGCUCGAAGCUUGUCUCUUGGUUGUCAAUGCUAUGGCAGUUCUUAACGAAGAGAGGUUUUUAUCGAAAAUUGGAUGGGGAACUAACCAAGUUGCUGGGUUUGGAGAGGAACCAGGAAUAAAACAACAAUUUCUUAAUUUGGUUCGAUCUGUCAGGACAGUUAUGAGAAUUCCGUUGAUUGGCAUCAACACAUUUGUGAUAGCUGUGAAACUUCUUAUGGGCUGAUGGAGAUGAACAUCAAAAGCCAUAGGAUUGAAGAACUUGUCAUGUCAAUAGAAAUUCACAUCAGAAUCAGAUCCAAGUUUCAUGAUAAAAGUGCCAGAUGUUUCAUUAACUUUUGGAAACAGGAAAAAUAAGUUUUCUGUUGACUUGUCAAGUAAUAUCAUAGAAUCACUUUACAAUUUUCCUUGAAUUUAAUACUUAGACUUUUAAAGAGGGGGUAGAAAUUAUGUUAACCCUGUACUGAAUUGUAAAAACAUAUAACCUUUGAUAUCUCUAAAUGAAGAACCAUUUUGUUUUUUAAGAAUAGAUGUAUUGUUACCAAUUGUUGUUUAUUUGUUUCUAUUUAAUAUUCAAUAUCUAAUUUUGACUUAGAAACUCAAAACACAAUACAUUAUCCUUUUUUAUGUUGUUGUUACCACACCAUUGAAGCUAUGGGAAAA
Molecule: messenger RNA, 723 nt
Organism: Rhopilema esculentum
Lineage: Eukaryota; Metazoa; Cnidaria; Scyphozoa; Rhizostomeae; Rhizostomatidae
Product: immediate early response 3-interacting protein 1
Biological process (GO): endoplasmic reticulum to Golgi vesicle-mediated transport
Cellular component (GO): Golgi membrane; COPII-coated ER to Golgi transport vesicle; endoplasmic reticulum membrane
Source: RefSeq, a predicted model, not a curated record